This is a messenger RNA of Schizosaccharomyces octosporus yFS286, 1426 nucleotides long. Its product is annotated as Sim4 and Mal2 associated protein 1. Bases 456 to 1295 code for a protein of 279 amino acids. The transcript has a single exon. NCBI's taxonomy places the organism in Eukaryota, Fungi, Ascomycota, Schizosaccharomycetes, Schizosaccharomycetales, Schizosaccharomycetaceae. The record is from RefSeq and is a predicted model, not a curated record.
GAAUUUACAUAACCCCUUAAUCUAUGCCUUUUAGACAUAUUCAAUUUUUUUGUUUAUUCACAUUGUACAACCACCUUCUUCAAUACUGAGGUUUGUAUUAAUCCUUUAGCUUCUCUUAGUAACCUUAGGUGACCUUUACUUUUGUGGGUUAUGCUUUGUCUUCUUUAAUUUUUAAUUUUUUUGUUUUUUUUGUUUUUUUUAUUCUUAAAAAUAAAUUCCAAUAACGGAACAAGAAUUAUUUGUUAUCGAAAGACAUUGUAUAGUCUUCCUACAUACUAACCUGCAAUGCUUUUGAAGUAGUUACAGUUGAAAAGCAGUCUCUUGGCAUUGUAGUUGAAUGAAUACUGGCUUCUUUCCUUUUUUUUAUUAAUGAAGAUUUACAAAAUAAAUGAAUAAGACCGACCAUAUCAUAAAGUUUAUGAAAUUUGAAUGGAAUCAACGUUGAUUGAUUACAGAUGAGUCUUCAAGAUCAUCAGUUCUUUAAUACGUCUUAUACGGCAUAUCAAAUGUCUCCUUUGUUCAAAUUCGACUCAAUAGAUCUGUCUGAAUUGAGUAAGAAAUUACAAAGGUACCUCAAAUACGGUUCUACCCGGGGUGAUAACUCUCUUAUGGAUGUUAGUGCCAGAAAGUUAAAUAUAGAGAGUGCAUUGUUCUUAGAACUUGAGCGAGUGGAUAUUUCACGUGUUUUAAAAUUAUCAAUCACUUACUCUACAACUAACGGCACAAGUGAAGUUAAACGGCUUGGGCAGGCUUUUUUCUUUGGUCCAUUAAAAGAAUCAGAUAGUGAAAAUGUCAGCUCGAUAAAUACGAGUGAAUUCACUCAGUUCCCUUUACUGUUAGUUCGAAUGGAUGGAAAGCUAUGGCAUCGCAUCGAAGAUUUUCUAAAAGUCCAAUUCGAUGUUCAAAUCAUCCCCCGAAAACUCACUUCUGAGACAUUGUUGAAGAUUUUUAAUUCCUGGGAAUUGUAUGUAAAAAAUACUGUUCUUUCCAUGCCAAUUGAAUUCACUUGGUCAAUAAAUAAGCCCAAUUUAUCGAACUUAAGUAUCUCUAUUCGUGCCGAGGAUUGCAAUCUGUGGAUGAGGAGUUCAAGCUCUCCUUGCAUUUACGACACUUUUGUUCGCCAUAUCAAAAGAUGUACUUCAAUUGACUUAACCCAUCAUCUUUUUGCAGUUACCAAAAUUGUUAUGGACAGUGGCAUAAUGACAGCUUCCGGUAAAGUUAAAUUCUUUUCUAACUCACACUCUCUUCUGCCUACAAUCUUGUACCUUAUAGAAUAUCCUAUAGAAGCUUUAUAGAAGGUGCAAAAGUUUUACGCUUUCCAAAUCGCAUCUUCCUCUGAAGACCUUAAAUUAUUCCGGCAUUUAUUUAGACUAUUUAUUGUUUAGACAUUCAUUUAAUCUGUCAAUAGACUUAUCGAUGAAACACA